AAUUUUUGGUGACUUUCAUUUUGACACAGGUUUUUUGAUCUUCUAGAUUUUACCAAUGAAGGGGAUGGUGAUAGACGAUUCACCCCUUGGUGAAAUCCCUGCCCGUGUUAAUAAAAUUAUUGUACAAGGCCUUAACAAGACAAAGGAUGAAUUUGUUAAGAAGAAAUUAGCAAAUAUUUUUCAAGCAGAAAAUGUUGCAGAGAUGCUGGUUUUGUGUCAGGCUGCCAAGAUUGACCUUAGAAGACUAGACAUCUUCAGAUCAGUUCAAGUCAACAUAGAUACAGCUAAAAAUGUGGAUGGAGAUGACAAAUACAAUGUGGUUUUUGAUGUGAAGGAGAAGCGGUGGUUUGGUGGUGGUGUACAUGCCACAUUUGGUGGUGACAACAAUGCCACAAUGGUGGGCAGUUUACAGAUGCCCAACACCUUUGGCCGAGCUGAGAAUGUGAGGUUGGAAUACAACAAAAGUCUUAAAGGGGACCAUGGUGGGGUUUUCCGCUUCAGCAAACCAUUGAAUGGUAACCCUGAUGUCAGGUUUUCUUCAUCUGUGUAUAAAAUGAACCUGGAGUAUCCGUGGAGUGGAUUCAAAGAAACCUGUAGAGGUCUAAAUAUGGACUUCACAUUUCCCUCCAAUCUAGGGGACCACUGUCUGCGAUGGGAGGGGGUUUGGAGGGACCUGAGAGCGCUCAACAGAACAACAUCCUUUACCGUCAGAGAACAGGCCGGCCACUCACUAAAGUCUAGCAUAAAACACCAGCUGACACGAGAUGAGAGAGACAGCCCUAUCUUACCCAGCCAAGGUUCUCUCUUUAAAAUGGAACAGGAAUUUGCAGGUCUGGGAGGAAAUGUAGAAUUCUUCAAACAUGAUAUGGAACUUCAGCUCAACAAGAAACUUAUACUAGACACAGUCGUACAGUUAUCAUUAUUGGGAGGAAUUAUGAAGAACCCCAAUCCAAACACAGAAAUACGCAUCAAUGACCGGUUCUUCCUAGGGGGGCCUUUAACCCUCCGAGGAUUCAACGCAAAGGGUGUCGGUCCUCACAGUGAAGGAAAUGCCCUUGGUGGCGACACUUACUGGGCUGCCGGACUCCACCUGUACACACCGCUACCAUUCAGACCUGGAAAAGGGGGAUUUGGGGACUUUUUCCGUACACAUUUCUUUAUCAAUGCCGGAAACGUCUAUAACAUACAAACAGAUAAGUCUUUCCUGGAGAACAUUAAGGGUUUGUCAGAGGAGUUCCGAUUAGCCUACGGAGCAGGGAUUGUGCUGAUGAUGGGGAACGUGGCACGACUGGAACUGAAUUAUGUAGUACCACUACGGGCCCAGAGCGGAGAUAGUGUAAAUCCAGGCCUGCAGUUUGGAAUAGGAGUUACCUUUAUGUGAUAACUUGUGAUCAUGUGACCUACAAAACAUCAUGUGACAUGACAGCAUACUGUGUGUUAACAUUAUUGUGUGUGAUUGAGUACCACAGAAGAAAAAAAUAAAAUAAAUACUUCAUA
This is a messenger RNA of Saccostrea echinata, 1497 nucleotides long. Its product is annotated as sorting and assembly machinery component 50 homolog. Gene Ontology annotation, biological process: protein insertion into mitochondrial outer membrane; mitochondrial respiratory chain complex assembly. The record is from RefSeq and is a predicted model, not a curated record. NCBI's taxonomy places the organism in Eukaryota, Metazoa, Mollusca, Bivalvia, Ostreida, Ostreidae. The coding region runs from base 56 to 1381 and encodes 441 amino acids. The transcript is spliced from 14 exons. Gene Ontology annotation, cellular component: outer membrane; SAM complex.